CUGAAGUAAAACAAAGCAAUGGAUCCUGCUCUGAGUAUUUUUAGUAGGCGCUGAUGAGACAUUUGUUUUGGAAAAAGAAAAAAAAAAAUUAUAGGACACAAAAUUUGCGUAUAUGCCUAUCGGAAGAGCGCAUUUUGUGACAGAGAAAGGAGCGCUCAGCUCGCCCGGCACGCAGGGGGUUGGUUGAUGCUCGCUCCCCACGAAGCGGGAGCAGGAACACCCACCCCGCGGGGCUGUGACGCCCAGCCCCGGGCAGCGCCGGGAGCUGCGCAGGCUGAGCGUGCGGACGGGGAUGAGCGCCUGACCCUGCACGGCAGCGCUGCCGGACCCGCAGGUAUCUCCUGAUCCUGGGAAUAGUAAAUUGAACCAUGCUGCUUCCCACUAAGCGAGUGCUGGGGGAGGGGACUGUUUUCAGUUUGGUAGCUGAUUGUGUUUAUCUUCCUGCUUUAAAAAUAGAAUCACAUCGGGAGGAUUUUGUUUGUCUCCAGCAUCUCCGGGACGUGGGGAUGUCUGCGUUGGAUAUAUUGUGUCUUGCAAAGCCAAAAGACUGGAGCCGUUUGAAGAUUAUGUAACAAUAAAGGUGCAGUUUCCCUCUGGAAAGAGGAAUAAUGGGACCAGGCAUUCAGGAAUAUCCCUUAAUAUUGCACAGAGAGGCACAGCAGAAGGAAAGCCACAGCCACACCAAUGAAAACCACAAAGGAAUGGUAAAUAAUGGAAAAAGCCAUCCAAGCACCAAAGGACUCACUAAACCAAUUUCUUGUGCAAAAUCUCCUCCUGGAAGAUUAGGUAAAAAUGUAUCAAGUGCCAUUGAAAAGAUUUCCCAUAACACUCAAGAUGGUCACCAACCAAAUGCUUAUAAGAAGGGAAGGAACCAGCUGGAUGGCAAUAAUCAGUCAAAAAGGAUCCUGAGUGUUUGCAGCUCACUGCACAGUGCGCAAGGACCAAAGAGGAGUCCCCCAGAAAGAAGGCAAAACGAAUCCUUCCUGCACAGGAGUCCCCCAGAAAGAAGACAAAAUGAAUCCUUCCUGCACAGGAGUCCCCCAGAAAGAAGACAAAAUGAAUCCUUCCUGCACAGGAGUCCCCCAGAAAGAAGGCAAAAUGAAUCCUUCUUGCACAGGAUCCCCCCUGGCACAAAGGGCAGCACACAAGAAAACUUCUGUAGGGCUGAGGAUGUCCCAGUGCAGCAUUUUUAUUGCAGUAAAAAAGAACAGUUGGGAAAGAAUCAUGAAGAAUACAUUGCUGAAGCCAGUCCAGGCUCUUCCAAAUGGCAAGAAGCAUCUGUAGGUGAAAUGUUUCUUGAUUUUGAAUCGGUACAAAUUAUUAAAGAAGAUGCUGAAGAUGAUAGUGCCAGUGACCUCUCUGACUCAGAAAGGAUUCCCAUUCCCCCCUCUCCCUGCACACCACCAGAACUCAUCCUCAGAGCUGAAGAAAUCGACCCAGUUUGUUUGGAACACAUCCCUGAAAUGGGAUUUAAAGAAUCUGAAUAUUACUACCCCGACUUCCUGCCACCCCCUUUCAACUCGUGGGACUUGAAGCAGCUGGCCACCUUUGCCCACGUGGAAGGGAAAGCUGAUUUCCACCCCAAGCCCACGGGAUCCCUGGAGAAGUACCUGGAGCGCCUGCUGCAGCUGGAGUGGCUGCAGAUGCAGACGGUGCAGAGCGAGAGGGGCAGGGCCACCAAAGCCCGGCCCCAGACUGCCCCCGGGCCCAGCCGUGCCCUCAAGAGCCCUGGAAAAGGCAAAGCCUUGCUCAGCCCUGUGCCCCCCAGGCAGGCAGUGCCCCAGGAAAGUGUUGCCAGGCUGCCCAGGAGCUGUUUGGGUCACAGGGCAGAGCCGUGCUCUGAGGAGACUCGCCAGGCGCGCUCCCAUCCAGGUCACCUGAAGGCUCCUGAGAGAAUGGGAUGUGCAGCAUCUUCUCAGAGGCAAACUGGUGAUGUAAGGAGUGAACUGAGAAAGAAACCAGCUGCAAAGCAGCAGCUUCUCAGUCUGCAGCCCCCCGAGAGCAGCUCUAAAAUCCAAAGUGUUGGUAACAUCAGACCCCCUAAGCAAACCCCAGCAUUCCACGGUGCAGCUGCUCCCAUCAAAGGCUUAAAAACAUACGUGUGUACAAAUCCAAAGAAAAAUGGCAAUGCCAGCAAUUAUGUUCCUCCUAAAAAAACAACAGUGGACAGGAAAAUAAAAACAAAUGGCACAAAGCAAACACCACGCAAAUUUCAGUGAGGGAAAACUCAUUAGUGAAUGUUGAUGCUCCUUGACUGCUAGAAAGCAUCUGGCCACUGCAGAAGAAUAUUUUUUUUCUUCACAGGAAGAUCCUGAGAAAAAUGUUCCUGGCACGUGGUUCUGAGUCAGCACUGUUCAUUUCUAUAGAUUUGAUCUUAAGCCAGCAGGAAAUGUUUUCUCUGAAGGCAAAUGUCUUCCAUUGGUCUUUCCUCAAAAAUAUUUAUAAUUGCUCAAUGAAGAUAACAAUAGCACAGUGUGACGUUUAGAGAAGUGUAGAACAUCCUGUCUGCACUAGCUGAGUGUUUCUUGUACUUACCCUGCUGGGUGUGAGGGAAUAGGGUCCAUGCUCUUUCUCUUUGCCCUGAUGUGCUUUUUGUAAGACAGGUUUGAUUUUGGUGUUGUUAUAACAUAAUGGAGCCUGUUAUCUAUGCAAAGUCAACUCUAAUUCUUCAUAGAAGGUGAUGAAUUGGAUUUUUUGGAUGAAAUAGGUAUUAUUUUUUGAGAAGAAGAAGAAUGGAAAUAAUGUUUUGAAAUAUUUUAAUGCGGAAAGAAUUCUUUUUAAGACAAAGUGUUAGGGACCAGACAGCUUCAGGAAUGACAGAUUAAGAAAAUGGAAUGUGUAUUUUUAUACCCUGGAACCUUCACUGUGUUUACAGACAGCUUUCCUGGAAGUUCAUUUUGUAGGCCAUGAUGCUUUUUUUUCAUUUGGGGGAAAUGACCAGAUUUCAAAUUGCACAUGCAUGUAUUUGAGUUGUGAAAACUAAGGCUUUUAGCAAAGACUGUAUGGCCUAGUUUUCAGAACUGGUAGCCUCUCAAAACAUAAAAACCAGAUUCUUAAGAGAAGAAUAAUUUAAAGGGUGUUGAAAGUUCAAGUAAAGAUAUAUUUUGAUACAGAAGAUACCUAUUUUUAGUCAUCUGAGAUGACUCUUAUUUUUCCUGUGGUCCAGUCUAGCUUGGCUUCUUAAGGUUUAGGAAGGUGAGAUGAGGAAGUGUCCUGCAGUAGAAAAUUGUUCGACCAGGAUUGGGUCCUCUCCUUGGGCCUUCUGUCUUCUCUUGUGUCUGUGAGAUACAGGAGAAAGGAAAGUUCUGAGAAUAUUCAAAUAUCACUUGAUCUAUUACAAUUUCAAAUCAAUCACAGCAGCUGGGGACAGGAUCUUGUUAAGAUGAAAUUCUAAAUAAUGUUUGUCACCUUCACUUUAAAAUCCUGGUCAGCAUAUUUUCCUCCUCAGCCACCAGUCCGAGUCUUCAUCAGAAGUGAGCUGAGGUCUGAUGGACCAGAUUCUACAAGAGGAUCCUUCACAUUGUGGUAGAAAAUGAAAAAGUAGCAAAUACUAAAGAGUACAUUAUGUAUAUAGCUAAAUUGCACUUCUCUUGGUGAGCUCAUCUUGGUUUUAAGAUGCUUAGCUGUUUCUAUCUUUCAUUGUGCCUACCAGAUCUUCAGCUUUAUAAAAUUUCAAAGCAUGAAUUUAUAUGUACUUUGAAAAGUGAGAAUAUUAAGAAAUGUAGUAAUAAAGUAGAGUAUUUUACAGUACAUAAAAACAUUGCUCAGGAAUAGUCUAAGAAAUAUUUUUAGUGUUUUUUUCCUAGUCUACUGGAGACCAAACAUGAAAAUUUGAGUUGGUAAAGGAAAUGAAUGUAAUAGACAGUAUUACAUGUCCAGAAUCAGUAUUUGUAAAGUUACACUUAAUAUGAAUUGUAGUUGCAUGUACAUUCAGCUCUAUGCAAUUCAAGUGAAACUGAAUCUGAGAUGCUCAAAGACCAGAGAAAGUGGCUGUGUCAGAGGUGUGGUGGCACUCAGGAUGGGACUGAACACCAGCAGCUGCAGAGGACCAGCACAUCCCAGUGUUGCUGUUUCACCCUUUUGUUUUGGUCCAGCCUCAUGUAUUUCAGCUUUUUUAGAUGAAAUGUUCCUGCACCCAGUGCUAAUAUUUCCAGCUCUGGCCAAAUUCUGCGAGCCUGCCUUAGCCAAGUUUUCCUGAUUCACAUGAGCAGUAGUGAAAAAUAGGAGAGCUGCUUUGCCAAUAAUCAGGAUUUUAAUGCACUGUUCUAGUUCACUGUUACAAGUACCAAACCUGAGGUGAGCAGGAUCCAGGCAAUAAUCAGAAUAGCAGUUUUUAAAAAAUAAAUUCUGAUAGAUGCAGUAAAUAAUUUAGCAUGUUGUUAUAGCAUUGAAUAUUGCUGGAUGCUAAAUUUUCUAAAUGGAAGCUUUCCUGGGUUGUAAGGAGGCCAUGUAGAUACUGGCACAUUUUGCAUGAUCAUUUCUUUAAGAAUAAAUAAACCCCAUUUCAACCAGUUGUGACCAGAGCAAAGGUGAUUGGCACUGGGAAAAGUCUUUUGUCACAGAGGUAGGAAAGUUUUAGUGUUGUGUUUGUCAUCUUAUGGACACCAGUCUGUUGUUGGAGACUAAAAAGAGAAGCAGGUGGAGAUGGUGAUGGCACUUUAAAGAAGUCUGAAAACAUGUUUAUCACUGAGCUCCAUCUGGGAUCUGGCCAAGUAGGUUUGUCUCGUGAUAAUCACACCAGUCUAAUUUCUGUCAUUGAUUUGACACUUCUGACAUGCUUGUCUUUGUUCACACACAGAAAUGAUGUGUUUGCCUCAACAAACAGCUCUUGGCUGAGCAGACCUGCAAGGGCUGGGUUUUAUCCUGUUUCCAUUUUGUCUUCACCAUGUUCUGGGCCUACAGAUGAAAAGAGCUCCUUUUAUGAAGAGGACUGUGGUUUAUAUUUCUUUCAUUUUGUAUUGCUGCAUAUUGUCUUUAGAAGCACUUCUGAACAGAGCAGAAAAAUUUAUUCCAUCAAACAUUCAGUUUAAAAUCAAUUUCUUAAAAUACUUCCACAGCACCAUGUUUGUGUGGCUAUUAGCCUUUUUUUUUACAAGGUUUAGCAAUAUGAUCAUAUGGAUCUAAGCCUAGCACUGGUGAUGCUUCUUGAAGAACAGCUUACUGUGAUGUGAGAUAUUUAAACAGAGUGAUUUAUUUUUUUGCUAGAGAAUGUAAAGAUUUAUUGUUCUGCAGUAUUACCUACAGAACAGAUAUGCUCAGGUUGUAUUUCAAAUAAACAGCCAGACUCUGCUUCAAGUUGCAUGAGUAUAAACUUUGAACAACUCAGUUAUUUUCAGUGAAAUGACCCUGUUAGAAGAUGUGAAGAAACAGAAUUUCACUCUAAUAUGUAUAAACUGUUUUCCUUUAAAAUUUAAAUAUUUAAUAUUUAAAGCAAUAUUGUUUUUCUCUUGCCAUGUUCCUUUUUUCUCCAUUGCUUGCAUCUCAUGCUGAGGGCAGUAAUUUUCCCACCUCGUUUUCAGUUGGAUACAGCAGGAUAAUGCUUCAGGGAGGGAUGUGCUGAUUCCAUUGGGCUAAGCUGUCCUGUUUGACUCCAGACUCCGAGAUCUGCCCUCAUCCUGUCACUGUUCGUGUCCUUUCUGUGUUUCAUUCAUUGUUUCAGGUAACUUUGACCUUGUAUUUGCUAUUUAAAGGAUCUUGUUAGAAUUCCGAGAGAAUUUUGACAGUUUUUUGAGCCAGUAUGUGCUUUUUUGGAGCUGAUACAUAAAAUUUCUACAGUAUGAAAUUGCCUAGAAUGCACUAUUUUUUGCCUUAUUUUAAAGGUAAUGAGCCUUUGUUGCUCCCAUUGCAUUAGUGGUUUUUCAUCUGAAAAAUACACAGACCACGCUGGAAGGACUGAACUUGAUUAACUGAGGAUUUGCAGACCAGCUUUUGAUGUUGGUAUUCAUGUAUUCUUAUUUAUUUGAACUUUUUGUGGAUAUUUUUGCUAGUAAUUCCUUGAGAAAGUGAUCUUGUCAUUCAAAGGUCCCGUAUAUUUGCUACAAUAAAAGUGAGAUACUG
This is a messenger RNA of Onychostruthus taczanowskii (white-rumped snowfinch), 6057 nucleotides long. It is a transcript of the gene FAM217B, whose product is annotated as family with sequence similarity 217 member B. The transcript is spliced from 4 exons. Lineage: Eukaryota; Metazoa; Chordata; Aves; Passeriformes; Passeridae. The coding region runs from base 609 to 2219 and encodes 536 amino acids. The record is from RefSeq and is a predicted model, not a curated record.